Messenger RNA from Suillus clintonianus, 1053 nucleotides. RefSeq lists its product as uncharacterized. The transcript is spliced from 4 exons. The record is from RefSeq and is a predicted model, not a curated record. NCBI's taxonomy places the organism in Eukaryota, Fungi, Basidiomycota, Agaricomycetes, Boletales, Suillaceae. Bases 123 to 878 code for a protein of 251 amino acids.
GCAUUGCGCCAUGAGGGUCACAGGUGCAGUCUACACGAGGCAGCUUAAACCCUUUCCGCCGCCUAUAUAACCUCGAACUGGAUCCUGACUGACAUAAGUCGAUUACCACCUUACCGCUGCUCAUGUCCAGCCAAACACAGAAUAUUCAAGUGACCAGCGGGUACCCACAGCCAUCGCCGCCUGACACUGCUGCAAAUAUGAGCUUUUUCGACAAAUUUCCGCCCAAGUGGGAAGUUCCAAAGUUCUUUAUCUCGCGAUGUAUCUUCAAAACGUGCUGCUUCAUAUUCACCUGGCGUGGGGAUCUGGUGUGGUUACACAACCUCUUGAAAGAAGGAAAUACCUGGGAAGAGCUGCAUCAACAGUAUCUGACCCAGCUCAAUCAAAUGAGCAUCGUGCAAGGACUCGUGCUGACCACUGCGGCGGUCUUUAUCUCCUCAAAUCCACCACUUUCGAAAGAUGUCAACUAUACAUCUAAUGCAUCUUACGCCUGUUUGGCGGAGUCGCUUGUCUUUUCGUUGUUUGGGCUGUUAUUUCAGCUGAGGGUAUCCGCCGGUGGAAUACUUUUUCAAAAACGGCACGCUGCAAACAUUAUAAUCGAGAGGCGCUGGAGAAUUUUUUGGCACCUGCUAGGUUUGGCAGUUCCAGUCAUCAUUUUUACUAUAUCGGUGGUUCUACUGCUCAUAGCCAUCGUGCUCACGGGGGUCUUAUCUCACUCCGAAACUGUCCAACUUUAUCUGAGCAUAACAUUUGCUUUCCUUGGCGCUUGUCACUUGCUGUCGAUUCUGGGCUCACCAUUCUACCACCAUAUGUCGAACUUAUGCGUCAGUGUUGCUUACGCCACGCAUGCUAAGACACGUCAGAAAACGGGUGAAGCUUGAACAUUGGUGUUGGAGGUCGGACGAGGGUACUAGCAGGUGUUCUAGUAGUCAUCGACUACUCCUCCAAAUGGACAUUCGGUGGUGUCUUUUCUUUCUACGAAUGUACAAUUACUAAGAUUCAUUCGUUGCUCUACAUUCAAGUUGUACAUACCAAAUUUUACAGUUUCUUGACUUA